Molecule: messenger RNA, 1811 nt
Organism: Prionailurus viverrinus (fishing cat)
Lineage: Eukaryota; Metazoa; Chordata; Mammalia; Carnivora; Felidae
Gene: UBE2D2
Product: ubiquitin conjugating enzyme E2 D2
Exons: 7
Coding region: 474-917 (147 amino acids)
Biological process (GO): protein K48-linked ubiquitination; ubiquitin-dependent protein catabolic process
Cellular component (GO): nucleus
Molecular function (GO): ubiquitin conjugating enzyme activity
Source: RefSeq, a predicted model, not a curated record
CCCACCCCGCGCUCCGGCGGCCCCACCCCGGCGGCGCCGCCCGCCCGUCCGCCCGCGCGUCCGUCCGUCCACCUGCAGCAGGCAGUCCCUCUGGUUGUCGGAUCGAGCGGCGCCGGCUGAGCCCGAGGCCAGGGCUCUUGCUCCCCGGCGGAGGGAUCCGCGGCGGCUGAGGAGGCGGCGCUGAGAUUAGGUGGAAGAGGCAGCUACGGCGGCGGCGGCGGCGGUGGCGGCGGCGGCUCGGGCGGCAGCGCAUAAAGGGGCCGCCGCCGGGUGAUGCGGUGACCGCUGCGGCAGGCUCAGGAGCCGAGUGGGCCGCGGCCCUCAGUCCAUCCUGCCGAGCCCGCGCUCCCGAACUGCCCAUCUUCUCCAGCCGAGCCGCGAUCACCGAGGCGGCCUCGCGCCCCCUCGCCCCUUCCCCGUCCCUCCCCUGUCCCCGUCCCCGCCCCGGGGGCCACCGCCACCCGCCUCCCACGAUGGCUCUGAAGAGAAUCCACAAGGAAUUGAAUGACCUGGCACGGGACCCCCCAGCACAGUGUUCAGCAGGUCCUGUUGGAGAUGAUAUGUUCCAUUGGCAAGCUACGAUAAUGGGGCCAAAUGACAGUCCCUAUCAGGGUGGAGUAUUUUUCUUGACAAUUCAUUUCCCAACAGAUUAUCCUUUCAAGCCACCUAAGGUUGCAUUUACAACAAGAAUUUAUCAUCCAAAUAUUAACAGUAAUGGCAGCAUUUGUCUUGAUAUUCUACGGUCACAGUGGUCUCCAGCACUAACUAUUUCAAAAGUACUCUUGUCCAUCUGUUCUCUGUUGUGUGAUCCCAAUCCAGAUGAUCCUUUAGUGCCUGAGAUUGCUCGGAUCUACAAAACAGAUAGAGAAAAGUACAACAGAAUAGCUCGGGAAUGGACUCAGAAGUAUGCGAUGUAAUUAAAGAAAUUAUUGGAUAACCUCUACAAAUAAAGAUAGGGGAACUCUGAAAGAGAAAGUCCUUUUGAUUUCCAUUUGACUGCUUUCUAUGAGCCCACGCCUCAUCUUCCCCUGUGCACAUGUUUACCUGAUACAGCAGUGCUGCGUGUUGUACAUACUUGGAACAACAAACUAGAAAUACUGUACUUCUGUACCAACAUUGCCUCCUAGCAGAGAAGUGUGUGUGUGACAAGCCAGUUCUCCAAGCGUAACCUAGGUGUGAGACUAAAAGUUUUCCUUACUGACUUAAAUUUGGAUAACGGCAAGGUGAGGGGUGGUGGGUAUGGUGUGUGCUUGGAUGGGGAAGAAAAGCUCCACUGACCUGUAGGAGAUUGUUUUUAAGUGGAUUGUUUUAAGUAUCCUUUUAAACUCAAAACAGUUAUGAAAAGCAAGGCGAAGAACACGAAGCUGUUUCUGUAUUCAUUUUAUUCCGAAGGACCUCCGUCUUAGGUGAAAGUUAUGACCAACCAGAUUAAACUCUACCCACAUCCUGUAUUUUAAGGUCUAAGUUUAACUGGUCAACAUUUAAAUGGAUUGGAGCUAUUAGUACAUAAAGUGUGAUGGGCUUUGUUCCCACAUCUUUUGCAUCUCCCCACCCUUCAACCUUUGUCCCUUCAGCCCCUUUCUCUCUUCCACAUUCUUUGGUUUGUAUGUGGUUUCUCAGUUAAUACAUAGCUAAUAGCUCUUAUUUUUCUUAUGUUUUUAACUGCUUAGGUCUAUCUGGAUGUAAGGGUGAAAAUUCAUUUGAUGGAAAUACUUGUGUAUAUUUAAAGACCCAAUUGCUCCCCUGGAGCUUGUACGUUCAAGAAUGAUUAAUCUGUGUAAUAAACUGAUUACUACAGUCAUUACAUAUAA